Messenger RNA from Pimephales promelas (fathead minnow), 1248 nucleotides. NCBI's taxonomy places the organism in Eukaryota, Metazoa, Chordata, Actinopteri, Cypriniformes, Leuciscidae. The record is from RefSeq and is a predicted model, not a curated record.
CUCUCUCUCUCUCUCUCUCUCUCUCUCUCUCUCUCUCUCUUUCUCUUUCUGUGUUGUUUGUUUUUGUGUAUAUUUGUUGUCAAGUCAUGACAAGGCCCAAAUUCAGGCCCUGCCCUUCUUGCCAGACUCCCAAUCAGGCAAACAGGAAAACUUGCAAUGUUUGUUUUGCAAGCCUGUCCACCAAAAAAAAAAAUCCAAGAAAAAGUGGUGUCACUGGAUAGCCAGUGGGGGGAAUCUGUGCUUAAAAGCAGAAAUGCUGGGCGUAUAAUUGAUUCUGCCCGUAUUGCAGUGAGUAAACUUGAAGCUGUGGGGUACAAGCCAAUAUUAUUUAUUGGCAAGCCAGACAAAAGGGCUUCAAAUAAAUGGGUUGCAGAUAUAAUUACCCAUCUGCACCCCACUCCUGUCACUAAAACUCUUUUGGAUAAAAUGCGGAGGGCCUAUGAAUUUAUCUUGACAAAAUCAACCUCCUUAGCACAGCAACCGGAGAGUCAAGCAGCAGAGGGUCGAGCGGCGGCAGAGGGUCGAGCGGCAGCGGAGGACCAAGCGUCGGAUAAAGUGGCGGCGGAGGAUCAAGCGGCGGCGGAGGGUCAAAUGGUGGCGGAGGAUCAAGCGGCGGAGGGUCAAAAGGUUGCGGAGGGUCAAGCGGCGGCAGAGGAUCAAAUGGUGACGGAGGAUCAAGCGGCGGCGGAGGAUCAAAUGGUGACGGAGGGUCAAGCAGCGGCGGGGGGUCAAAUGGCUGUGGAGGGUCAAGCGGCGGUGGAGGGUCAAGCGGCGGCCGAGAGUCAAAAGGUGGUGGAGGGUCAGGCGGCGGAAGAGGAUCAAAUGGUGACUGAGGAUCAAGCGGCGGCGGAGGGUCAAAUGGCGGUGGAGGAGACUGUAUUUGUUCUUAACCUUGUUCCUUUGUCUUCCCCACUCUCUCCAACCUCUCUCUCUCCUACUUCCUCUUCUACUUCUACAUAUAUUCUUCCUUCACUUUCUUCCCCACUUUCACUGCCAUGCUCUAAAUCUUUGCGACAAAUUAAACGUAAAAACACCUCUACCUCUUCACACUAUUCUCGCUCUGUCUCUCCUCCAUCUCUGUCUGCCUCUUCCAUCUCCACGUCUUUGAGUCAGGAAGGGCCACGUGUGAAGAACAGAAGAAAAGGUUGCCAAAAAUGUAGUAGGCAGAAGGUUUUCCAGUUUGAUCGAAUAACUGGGGAACGGAUAAAUGAGGUAAAAUGUGUUCUGUUAGGCUGCUUAGUUUUCUAA